CAGCUUGUGACUUGCCUGCACCUGUCAUUGUAAAAAAAAAUGUAAGCCUGUUUUUCUACUUUCAAAAACAAAAAAAGGUGUAAUUGGUAUUUACUGGCUCAUGUUGCUCAUAUCCUCACAAGAAUCUCGGGAGUGCUGGAGCCGGUGUCUGCUAUCACCGCAUGGCACGUUAAAAAAAAACAAAAAAAAACACUACUACGGAUUUGAACCUCGGACCUCUGAUGUGUGAAGCAGACACCAAUCAGUAGCGCCACCGCACCGUUUGCCAUGCGGCCUCAUCUCGCCCCCCGGUGUGUGUCUGCUGCAUGGAAAGUGUUACAAAAGCCAUUUGAAGGGUGUAAAACUUUAGGUAACAGGACCGCCGUACUAGGGGAAAGUUCACUCGCCGUGUCCAACGUGGAUCACGUGACUGAACGCCCUGUCGGGAUUGGCCGACUGUGCUUUCACAGUCGAGUGUGUCCAAGUUGUCGUCUGCUCGUCUUGCGAUGCUUUUGAAUAAGGUACUUAGAGCAGGGGUGCGCUGCGGUGUCGCCCGGCUCCAGAGCUCCAGUGCCGCGGCCACCGAAGCCAGGACUUCAAGCGAGCACUCGGCAGCGGCUGCCGGCUUCUCGUUUGAGCUCACAGAUCAACAGCGGGAGUUCCAACAGCUAGCUCGCAAGUUUGCGCGUGAGGAAAUUCUCCCUCACGCGGCACAGUAUGACAAAACUGGGGAGUACCCAGUAUCGAUCAUCAAGAAGGCAUGGGAGCUCGGUCUGAUGAACGGUCACAUUUCAGAGCAGUAUGGUGGAAUGGGCUUGUCCAUCUUCGACAACUGCCUCAUCACGGAGGAGCUGGCCUACGGUUGCACAGGGGUGCAAACUGCCAUUGAGGCAAACUCUCUUGGUCAAAUGCCUGUUAUCAUUGCUGGCAAUGAGGAGCAGAAGAAGAAAUACCUUGGGAGGAUGACAGAGGAGCCUCUUAUGUGUGCGUACUGCGUCACAGAGCCUGGAGCGGGCUCGGACGUGGCAGGCGUUAAGACACGAGCGGUGAAGACGGGCGACGAGUACGUGGUCAACGGCCAGAAGAUGUGGAUCACAAAUGGUGGCAAAGCCAACUGGUAUUUCCUGCUGGCGCGCACGAACCCUGAUCCCAAGUGUCCCACCAACAAGGCGUUCACAGGCUUCAUUUUGGAUGGGGACUCGCCUGGUAUUCAAAUCGGAAGGAAGGAAAUGAACAUGGGCCAAAGGUGUUCUGACACGCGAGGUAUCACGUUUGAGGACGUCCGUAUCCCAAAGGAGAACGUCCUGCUCGGCGAGGGGGCUGGGUUUAAGAUCGCCAUGGGAGCCUUCGACAAGACGCGGCCUCCUGUAGCUGCUGGGGCCACCGGGCUGGCUCAGAGGGCCCUCGAUGAAGCCACUACGUACGCUCUGGAGAGGAAAACAUUUGGCAAAGUGAUUGCUGAGCACCAGGCAGUCUCCUUCCUCCUGGCUGAGAUGGCGAUGAAGGUGGAGCUGGCACGCAUGGCGUACCAGCGCGCCGCCUGGGAGGUGGACCGCGGCCGGCGCAACACGUACUACGCCUCCAUCGCCAAGGCCUUCGCCGGCGACAUCGCCAACCAGGUGGCCUCGGACGCCGUGCAGGUGUUUGGUGGAAAUGGGUUCAACAGCGAGUACCCAGUGGAGAAGCUGAUGCGGGACGCCAAGAUCUACCAGAUUUAUGAAGGCACCGCUCAGAUCCAAAGGCUCAUUGUGGCCCGUGAACACCUAGCAAAGGCCAAGAAAUGAACCUGCCGGAUGACUUUUUGUAUGAAAAUAAAGUAAUGACUUCGCAUAUAAUUUGCCUUGCCAUCACCUGAUUGCCUUUCUUUGUGGAAUUCAGAGAAAGUUCAUCCAGUCGUUAUGCUUAACUUGUUUUUCAGCACGUAAUGCAAAUGACAUGCAAACAUAGCACCGGAAUAAGUUGAAUUACAGCCCGAUGUACGUAUGUUGCACUGGGGGGGGAAUCAUGUCUGCAUUGUUUUGCUGUGUCCAUUGGUAAUUUGUUGUACAAAUUUGUACUUGUACAAAUAAAGCCUCCUUGAGCAAAAACUUUUU
Molecule: messenger RNA, 2072 nt
Organism: Syngnathoides biaculeatus (alligator pipefish)
Lineage: Eukaryota; Metazoa; Chordata; Actinopteri; Syngnathiformes; Syngnathidae
Gene: acadm
Product: acyl-CoA dehydrogenase medium chain
Exons: 12
Coding region: 486-1763 (425 amino acids)
Biological process (GO): fatty acid beta-oxidation; medium-chain fatty acid catabolic process
Cellular component (GO): mitochondrion
Molecular function (GO): flavin adenine dinucleotide binding; medium-chain fatty acyl-CoA dehydrogenase activity
Source: RefSeq, a predicted model, not a curated record